CAAAAAUUGAAGGAGCCUGAAAAGCCCAAAGUGAUUGAAAAAUCGAAUGAGCCUGAAAAGCCCAAAGUGGUCCCGCCUGAAAAUCCUAAAGAACCCGAGAAGCCGCCUAAGAAGCCUGAAGUGUUCCAAAAAUUGAAGGCGCCUGAAAAGCCUGAAGUGGUCCAAAAAUUGAAGGAGCCUGAAAAGAUCAAAGUGAUCCCGCCUGAAAAGCCUAAAGAACCCGAGAAGCCGCCUGAAGUAAUCCAAAUAUUGAAGGAGCCUGAAAAACCCAAAGUGAUUGAAAAAUCGAAGGAGCCUGAAAAGCCCGAAGUGAUCCCCCCUGAAAAAUCUAAAGAACCCGAGAAGCCGCCUGAAAAACCUAAAGUGGUCCAAAUAUUGAAGGAGCCUGAAAAACCCAAAGUGAUUGAAAAAUCGAAGGAGCCUGAAAAGCCCAAAGUGGUUGAAAAACCGAAGGAGCCCGAAAAGCCUAAAGAGCCAGAACCUGAGAAACCUAAAGUGGUUGUGGUCGAGAAGCCUAAAGAACCAGAGAAGCCCAAAGUGGUAGAGAAGCCCAAAGAGCCCGAAAAACCCAAACAACCCGAGAAGCCCAAGGAGCCUCCAAAGCCUAAAGAACCAGAAAAGCCGAAGGAGGUUCAGAAGCCCAAAGAACCUGAAAAGCCUAAAGAGUCCGAGAAGCCCAAAGAAGCACCUAAACCAACACCGGUAGCUCCACCUCCACAACAACCACAACCGCAACCACAACCACAGUUUCCGCCAGCUCCGGAGCCAGUGAUCGUGAUGCCAAUUCAAGGAUAUCCACACCAACCCCCUCCAGGAUACUGCUGCGACCAAUGUUACGGAGGCUAUACCGGGGGCCCGUGUUACCACGAUUGGUAUGGAAGACCAGUCCAACCACCUCCACCGGCCCCAUGCUACGAUACAUAUUCGUAUGGAUAUGGGCCCGGGCCAGGCCCGGUACCUUAUGGACUCCCAAAGGGUUGUUAUGUGAACAAAUGUGAUUACUUUAGUGAAGAAAAUGCAUCUGGAUGCUCAAUUAUGUGACCAUGUUGGCCCAUUACUAGGGCCCAUAGGCCCAAUUACCUUUCAAUUGGGCCUCCUCACCAAAAGUCCAAAACAAAAUUUGGAUUUAUCUAGCUAUCUUUUUUGUAUUUCAUUGUUGUAUAUAGAAAAAAGUUGAUAUGAGGGAAUAAUUUGGUGACCAAAUUAUUGGUUAACUGUCUUGUGACAUAAUGCCUUUAAAUGAUUAGUAAUAAAACACUUUCUUAAUCA
Capsicum annuum is the source of this 1269-nucleotide messenger RNA. Its product is annotated as protein PELPK1. NCBI's taxonomy places the organism in Eukaryota, Viridiplantae, Streptophyta, Magnoliopsida, Solanales, Solanaceae. The record is from RefSeq and is a predicted model, not a curated record. Gene Ontology annotation, biological process: regulation of defense response to fungus.